AACAUGAAACAAAACUGAUAAAAAUAAAAUUAUAAUAAUAAUAAUAAUAUAUAAUAUUUGUUUUACCGUGAGAAAAGAGAUUAGGCGUAAACUCGUUUAGAAAUUAAAACAAACCGUUGUGGGUGCAUAAUUCACUAUAAUGAUAUCAUAAUAUACUUAUCAUUGUAUCAACCAUAUCAAUACUCAGUAUAUAUGUAAUGCGUAUACAAUGGUGCAAAAUAUAUUUUUUAGUGUACAACGUUGACAAAAUCAUCUGUAUUCAUAACGUUCGGAUUAUCUGCAUCACGCGGCGUCAACAGAUAAUCCUUUGAAAAACUUUUUCGCUCAGCACAUAAUACCUAUAAUAAUUUACGCACACAGAUUUUUUUUCGGGUUAUUACGGUUUUUUUUUUUUUUGACCAGAUUCGAGUAUUUUUUUCGAGUCUAUGUUUUUUCACCCACGCCGUCUGAAGGGUGAAUAUUAACGCACGCGUUUUCGACUCUCGAAUUCGAAUAAACUAAGCGACGUAGACGAUGAUAAAUUAUAUAUUAUGUGUACCGAUAAUCUGGCUGUACAUUAUAAAGCUGCUGUACGUCGAACUUAAGCGACAGAUCGUUCGUACAAAAAAUGCGUUAAGGAGAUUAUUAUUAAUUACCGCUCCGUCUCUAAAUGUACGAAUAUAUUACAAUAUACCAUUAUUUUUACAACACCUCAUUUUUGGGUUCACCCUCUAGCUAUUACGCUCCAGAUUGUGCGCAUUUAUUUGGGAUUUGCGAAUAUUAGUUUAUUCUGAAGUUAAAGUCAGCGAUAGAGCAAACAAUUCUAAUACAUCAGGCUUAUUUAUAUUUAGUUUUUAUAUCAUGAUCUCUUUUCGUUCAACUGUUUCAAAUUGCAUGGCACUACGCUGUAUGUUUUUCGUUUUCAGAGUAGUAGUAGUAGUAACAUAGAUGAAUAUGUUUUUGGGCUAAAUACAAGAUAAAAAAUGUUUCUGACAGAUUUUUGGUGAGCUUUUCGUUGUCAUGGUCCCUUAUUGACAAAAACAUAUUUUUUGAUUCAUAGAUUUUCCUUGCAGAGGAAAAAUAUCGAGUAGCGUGCUCCAUGGUCUUAUAUGUUAUGCGGCGUACACUCAUCGCCGCAGUGAGACUCGGGCCAUCUCUGCAGUUGCUGUUGCUGUUGCUGAUUCAGAUGACAGUCCUGCCGGGUAUCGCGGACAGGCGUUACGACCACCACUUGUUGGGCUCGAGCCUGGAGUGGAACCGUCCUUACGACCCACGAGUCGUCAUCCACAGUCGGUUCCAGAUGACGCGAGACGGGCGUGUGAUAGUCGUGUCCCCACGCUUCCGGUCUGGUGUCCCGUUCACGUUGGGUUCGUUCCGAACCGCUGGGGCCUCCGAUAGGUCUGUCGUCGAACCGGAUGUGCUGCCACUGCCUUCCGCUCCCGACGCGCACCGCGCCGAAAAAUGGACACCACCGGCCUGCACCAACCCUAACGCCCCGGCUCCACUUGUUAACGUCGUCGACCUCUGCAUGGAAGACAUCAACGACGUGGUGUGGCUGUUGGACGUGGGCGUGGUGGACACGAUGACCGGCAGUCCGAGACGUCUGGCCCCGGCCAAGGUGGUCAGGCUAGAAAUCGAAGAAGAUCGGGAUCACCGAGGACCGCCAAAGUCGUCGUACAAGUCGUUCGAGAUCAAUAUAGCGACGGCUGAUACCGCGGACGGUUGCAGUGAGGCCUCGUCGUGCCUGCAGUACAUCGUGACGUACCGUUCGCGGACCGGAGAACGCAACCAUUACGCUUUCGUGUCGGACGCGGCCCGGAGCACGGUGCUGGUGAUGAACACGGACACGGGUGCCCAGUGGGCCAUGGACUUUCCGCAAAAGUCAAAGGGGCACGAAGCGGCGGAGCGGGACAUAUUGUUUAUGGUGCUGCUGAGCACGGCCAACGGCCAGACAUGGCUGUACACCACGUUCAUGUCCGGUUGCAAAGUGUUCGGCGUCGACCUCGAGUACAUCGAUCGGUGUACGUUGGACGGGGCGCAGCCGGCGGUCGUCGAGAUGGGACACAAACCGUACCGGAUCACGGUGCUCGGCACGGACACCGGCAGCCGGAUGUACUUCCGGCGGCCCACCGAGAACGAGAUAUGGUCGUGGGACGCCAACUAUGGCCCGUUUCAUCCGACAGGCUUCAAGCUGGUGUCCAAAGGCACAGACUGCCGGGCCCCGGUGCACGUGGCCCCCGGAUAUGGUGGGUUCGUUUACGUGCUCAGGAGCAACUUUGUCGACUACGUGCGCAACAGCACCGGUUCGAUGGGUGCUUACAGCCUCAUACAGCCUGUGAUCACGCUGUCCUCGUCCUGUUCAGUGUCCACGACUACCUCGUUGCAGUCCAAAGCCGACGGUUGCGCGUGCCUGCUGACUGAUUGAUAUUUUCGUCGACUCCAAUAACUAUACAAUUUUAGUUUUUAGUUUUUCUCUUUUCCGCACAGUAUUCUUUUUCUUUUCUGAUGUCCUUUACAAAUAAUAAUAUUUUGAUCGAUUUCAUCGAGUUUGCCAAUCGUCAAUACAAUCUGUCAAUAUUUUCUAACAUCUUUUGUCUAUAUAAUAUAGUAUCUAGACUAUAACUCCAAACAGAUAUCCCACAGGCAAUGUAAGAUAUCCAGGAUCAAUUACGGCUGUGGUUGGUUAUUAUUGUUAUUGAACCACGUUUUUUAAACACCGAUGUUUAAGUAAAUAAGUUAUUGCCAUUAAUAUUGUAUACAUAAUAAUAAUUAUAAAUUAAUCAUUUAUUAUUAUUUAUACCGCAUUAGUAAAUAUAGUUUCGGAAUUUCAUUAAUUCUUUUUUAGAUAACAAAUUAUUGAUCUGACCGUCAAAAAUCGUCUUAUUAGUUGUCAACCUAAUUACUAUUCAACAAUAUACUUUAUUGAAUUUAUAAUAUUUGCAUAGGUAAUACAAUAAACUGAUCUACAGGCAGUUUCAAUACAACAGGCAACUACUAAAAAUAAUAUCACCUCUAUUAUAUUGUGCUAAUAUGUAGAUUGAAGGUUCUCAAACUUUUUUUUUUAUGCUCCACUUAAGUGUAUCACAAAUUAAUCAUGUACCUAUCACUAAUGACUAAAGUCGCUUUUUAAAAUUAUUUUUUACUCGGAAUAUUAUCUCAUGUUUUGCAUACUUAUAAUAUUUAAUUGAAAUUCAAGAACUGAAAUAAGUAUGAUAAUGAAUGUUUUAAGUACACACUACACAUAUUUUAUAAAUGUAUAAGUAUUAAAUCAUUGAAGUCGUAUUUUGCUUGACAGUUCAAGUGUGGUUAGGAAAAAAAAGACAAAUACGUUAGGUAGUAUAGAUAUUAAUAAAAUUGUAUAUCAUUAUUUAAGGAAUAUAAUAAAUAAUAAUAUAUUAAAAUAGAAAAUUCUACAAUCUUUGUUUGAUUGUGGUAAUUGUCAUUGAAAACAAAAUUUUGCAUCGGACGUGGUGUAGCGGGUCAAAUUAUUGGCAAUCGCACAAUUCGGUCAUGAGCGAGUGCCCGACAUUGAAUGGUUGACCAUAAGUUUGGUACCUAUUGAGUUUGUUAGACAUUAAGAAUACACUAUAAUUAACACCUCUACUCGCAUAAUACGUAUGUAAAUAAGCGUCAAUUAAGCACUUGUGAUCGGUAAAAAAUUGUUGUUUAUAGUCACAUAAAUCAUACUAAAUCGAAUUCACUUUUUGUAUCGUUGAUGGCACUCGAUUUUCUCUCUUACGAAAAAUUAGUAGGUAUAUUAUGCGACAGGAUAUUACGCGAAACAGAAUGAAAUUUUAUUGUAGUCCAGACGAUCUGACGGAAAUGUCCCGGGAACGAUUUCUUGUGGUUUUCGCAAUUAAAAUAUAAUGGAAAAAACGUCUUAUCGAAAUGUUCUACGCUUAUUGUGGAGUAAAAGGUUUUUAAUAUCGGAAUAAUAACACGUCUCAUCCGAGACGCGUCGCACGAAAUAGGUCAACCGUUUUAAUUAUUUUUUUCCAAGAAUACCUAUGUAUACGUAUAGUGUAUAACAGUGAUAAUAUUAAUCUGUUAAAUAACUAUCCAUUCAUCAUGGAGAUUUCAUAUAUACGGAAAAUGAUCGGUUUAUAUUAUAUUAUUUGUUUUCAGAACAUUCUCUGACGUCAUUAGUCUCGGCCUAAUAUAAUAUUUUAUAUAUUUACCCUCGCUGCUACAGGCUUCUAUAUAAAACUGUAAUAGAUAUUCCGAUCGUUAAAGUACCUACCGAUUUACAUAUUUGGUAAAGGUAGGCGUACACCCGGAUUGAAAGGUGCUGAUAUCGCGUCGGGUGACUUUACAUUUGGAAGCAAUGAUAAAUCUUUGUACACGAAAAACGAUUCUGAAUGCAACUCAGCUUAUCCAAAAGUGGUUGUCACUAUAAUAACACACUUGCGGGUCAAGAUUUACUUAAACCCAUACUGGUCGCUUUGAUAUUUCGCAUGAUUUCAAAAUACAUCAUCUAUAAACAUCAACUUAUACCACUCCAAAAUAACAAUAAAAUAAAAAUAGAAAAGGCACAUAAUAUCACAUCAAAAGCACAAUAAAAGCCACACCUAUGUUGUCUUCGCUCUGAGUCUAAAUCGUCCAGGUAAGUAAAAUAAUAAAUUACUACUAAAAAAUACUGGUCUUUCAGUGAUUUUCACAACUAUAUUAUUACAUUAAUAUAUAUCAUAUGCAUAAUAUAAGCGCACCUACGUUUUGUUUCAACAAUCCUGCAAAAACGAGUUGUUUCAAUUUUUUUUGGCGUCUGUUCAAAUCAUAUAAAACCACUAACAAGCAAAACAUCAAAUUGACAUGGACGUUUAGUGGUUUAGCUUAAUUUACCUACCUAAUAUAUUUUAUAUCACUGGACCCUAUACUUUCGCUGUUGUUUCAAAAAAUUAAUAAAUAACACAAUUAAGGUACUUAAAUAAUUACAUUAUAUUCUUAA
Myzus persicae (green peach aphid) is the source of this 4924-nucleotide messenger RNA. RefSeq lists its product as uncharacterized. The record is from RefSeq and is a predicted model, not a curated record. Bases 1079 to 2404 code for a protein of 441 amino acids. Lineage: Eukaryota; Metazoa; Arthropoda; Insecta; Hemiptera; Aphididae. Gene Ontology annotation, cellular component: extracellular region. The transcript has 2 exons.